UGUUGGGGUUCUGCAGUUCCCCGCACCGGGCGCCACCCCUCCAUACCCAACGGCUGCCAAGCGCGGGCCCAGCCACCCCCGCCGCCAGGGGGCGUCCGCGGGAUCCCGGCGGGAGCGCGCGCCACGUGGUCCGGAAACGCGCUGGGCGUCGGCGUGGCCGCGAGGCCCCGCGAGCUGGGCGGGGUGCUGCGGGAGGUGAGGGCCGUGAGGGGGCCGCGUGGGGCUGCGAGGGGCGAGGUGGGCGGCACGGACGGUGCGGACACGGGCACGGAGCGGCUGGCCUGCGCUGCCCUCCCCCGCCAGAGCCGUCAUGUUGCCUGGCCCGCCUCGGCGGUGGGACGCGGGCAAAGAGCAGGCGCUCGAGGAACAUGGCUCCUCGGCUGGCAGUGACCCCGGGGAGACCUCGACCUUUGGAGAGGAAGCCCUGGAGGAGCCAGGAACUCCCCCGCAGGACAGGCACCCUCGGCCCUGCCCAGGAAGUACCGGGGGAGGCUGUGACCGGUGCACCUCAGUACCUCCCGCUCCCAGCCCGCAGCCCCGGUCCCGAAGGCCCUCCUGGACCCGGAGAGAGCUGCUGCUGUCCCGGCCUCCCCCAGGCCUGGCUGCGGAUCAUUCCCCGGGAACCCCAGUAGCCCUUUCCCCUCAGAUGGCCUGGGAGGUGGCCCCCUCAAGGAUGACCGUGUUAGCACCAUGGGAUCCCAACUACAAGGCUAAAGCGGGACCCCGGCUGGUGUGGUGUUCUGUCAUGCUCCCUUCACAGGGGCCCAGCUGUGCACCUGGCACCUCCUUCUCAGGCCGGACCUUGUGUCAUCCCUCAUUGUGGCCACUGUAUGAGGCAGCCUCAGGCGGGGACCUCAGGCCCCUGGCCCCUGCAACAGGACAUCAGAAUGGAGAGCAUGAGCCCAGGGAUGCAGGGUUCCCAGUGAUGUGCUGUGAAGAUGUCUUUGUUUCAGACCCUCUGCUGCCAUGUGGGCAGCGUAUUCCCCUGUAUCUGUCUGAGGCCUCUCAACAGGUGAUGGGCUCUCUGAAGCUGCUGCUCCCACCUCCUGUCAUGUCUCCCUGGGUCCUCCGCACCCCAUCCCCUGGCUGCCCUACUGCCUGGCUCAGUGGGCCUGAGCUCAUCGCCCUGACUGGCCUCCUGCAGAUGAGCCAGGGGCCUCCUAGACCUGUGGCUUUGGAGGCUCCCACGCCCCCUGCUGGCCCCCCAGACCCUGUAUCUGAUCACCCAGACCCCAGUGGUGACCCCAGCUGUUCUCACUGCACUGACCCAUCUGCCCCUCAAACCCCAGACACACAUUGAACAUACCCCUUCUGGGUGCAGAAUGGGUCCCCUACUCCCCUAGACAGCUUCUGUUGACAAUAAAAGUGUUGGUUUGCAAA
Messenger RNA from Lynx canadensis (Canada lynx), 1380 nucleotides. RefSeq names its product Sin3A associated protein 25 (gene SAP25). Bases 311 to 1300 code for a protein of 329 amino acids. Gene Ontology annotation, biological process: regulation of DNA-templated transcription. NCBI's taxonomy places the organism in Eukaryota, Metazoa, Chordata, Mammalia, Carnivora, Felidae. The record is from RefSeq and is a predicted model, not a curated record. The transcript is spliced from 6 exons. Gene Ontology annotation, cellular component: nucleus; cytoplasm.